GCCUUAGUUGACAUGCGCGUGCACACUUUUGAUUUCAAGUUUCCCCGUUUGUUAUUUAGGCAGUAUAUGUAUCCCCGUGUAAAUGAAGGCAACGAAAUCUCUCACAUAUGCAGUCAGAGACACACUAGUUUCUCCAACUCUUCUACUUCGAAGUCGUUCGAACCCGUCACCCUGUCUUUGCAAAUGUGGGUCGUGUUCUCAUGAAGACAUUUAUGUCAAUGUUUUACCUGAUGUUUUGUUCACUACUAAGCCUGCGAAGCUAACAGCUGCUAUCAAUAAGUUACUUGAGCGAAUAUGUGAGCAAGGGGAUAAAUCAGUGCACUACACACAUAACAGGAUGGGUAAAAUAAUAUCUAAUGUAACUAGCGACGAACAGUGUUGGUGGAAAGACAUGUUUUCGGUACAAGGUAAAAUGACACCUUUGGUGUCACCUUUUGUACGCGUUCUAAAUGUUUUGAUUAAUUUUGAAGACUUUUACACUAAAAGCCAAACAUACGAUCUCACUGAGAUAAUCAAUAUGUGCCGAUCGUGUGAUCAUAAAGAUAAACCAAAUUAUAAAGCCAGUCGUUUAAAGUUUUCAGUUGGGCUUUGCUCGUAUCUCAGUAGUGUUGAUAUGUUUUACUGGUCUCCUGGUUCACGGGAAAUCGCCUUCGAAAUUGCUUUAGCUUGGGGAAAAUUACUAUCAGAUCGAUAUGCAAAUGAAGAAGCUGGUGUACAAGGUACUUGUCGCAGUAAUUUAGCACCACAAUCAUUCGGUGUAAUUGAAAAUUGGGUUGAAUACUUAUCUAUGGGUAAAUUGAGUUCGAAAGCUUCAAGAUUCAUUCAAAUAGAACCAGAACAACCUAUUUUCUCUGAAGAGACUAAUUCACCACUUGAUGCUACCAGCAAUCCUGCAUUAUAUACAACAAAAGAAAUUGUCAUUGUAAAAGAUCCUGAAACAGAUGAUUCGAAUGAUCAUACCAAUCACAAUAUCAGACAUAAGUCAAUAACAUUAAUUAUAAAUACAGGUGAAUCCUUGUCAACUGAAAAACAAUCAGCCAUGCUGAAUACAAAUCGUGAAUUGUAUACACUCAACGAAGUAUGGAGAUCCGUUGUGGAUAAACGGAUAAAAUCUCCGACUACUAUUGUCUAUCAACUUGAUAAUGAAUCCCUCGAUCAGGUUAUUGAAGCCUUGAAUAAAUUCUGGGGAAAUCAUAAAUGUACAAUAUGCUGUGAAGCUGUUCACCAUCACCAUUGAACUCUGUGCAUUGAUGAAUGUGUGUAAUCUUUGUUUAAUUCCCAAUAAUUAAUGACAGAGUCAUCACCAAAGAAAGAUGGAUGUUUACUAUUCUUCUUUUUUAUAACAAAAUAGCUUAGUUUAUAUUUUUAUUUUUAUAACAUAUAUGUAUAUUUGUACGUUUUUAUCAGUUGGUUCCUUUGGGUUUUUAUUAUUAUCAUUCAGUUUAUGUUUAUUUUCGUUUUAUAAAUAUAUUUUUGUUCUUUCCUUC
Molecule: messenger RNA, 1487 nt
Organism: Trichobilharzia regenti
Lineage: Eukaryota; Metazoa; Platyhelminthes; Trematoda; Strigeidida; Schistosomatidae
Source: the annotation of a GenBank genome assembly